Messenger RNA from Sitophilus oryzae (rice weevil), 1142 nucleotides. It is a transcript of the gene Reg-2, whose product is annotated as rhythmically expressed gene 2 protein. The transcript is spliced from 3 exons. Bases 174 to 962 code for a protein of 262 amino acids. The record is from RefSeq and is a predicted model, not a curated record. NCBI's taxonomy places the organism in Eukaryota, Metazoa, Arthropoda, Insecta, Coleoptera, Curculionidae.
ACCGCAUCAAUAUUUUCUUCCAUGACCGAUUCCGUAAACAAGACUUUUCACAGCACGCUGUGAAAAAUCCCCAUCCACAACAUGAGUCGUGACAACACCGCAAACAUCUUGUUUACCUAAUCGUUUUCAGUUUUUUCAGUAUUUCGCGCUGUUUCUAGGGUUUCCGGCAGACAAUGAAUCUCUCCAAGCUAAAAUUAGUGACUUUUGACGUUACAGGAACCUUAUUACGCUUAAGAACCGUCCCUGGGCAACAAUAUGGAGAAAUAGGAGCUAUGUACGGCGUUGUGGCUGAUAAUAACGCGUUAAAUAAAAGUUUCAAAGAACAAUUUAUCAGGAUGAGCAACGAACACCCCAAUUUCGGGCUUGCGACAGGCUUGGGGUGGGAAAACUGGUGGACGACCGUAGCUAAAGAAACGUUUAAAUCAUCCAAACUGCCUUUUGAUGACGAUAAACUUGACAAGGUAGCAUCGCACCUCCUUGAAAUGUAUAAAACGUCAGCUUGCUGGCAACAUUGCUACGGAAUUCCCGCACUUUUGUCUUAUAUUCAAAGUAAAAACAUUCCGAUGGGUGUAGUGAGUAAUUUUGAUCCAAGAAUUCACACUAUUUUAACCAAUAUGAAGCUCAAAGAUUACUUUAAGUUUGUCAUAAGUUCCUAUGAAGUAGGUGUACUUAAGCCUAACAAGGAAAUCUUCGAUUUGGCUCUCGAAAAGUCUGAAGAAAAUCAAAUAAAGCCUGAAGAAUGCUUACAUAUCGGUGAUAAAGCAUCCUUGGACUAUCAGGGUGCCAAACAAUGGGGUUGGAACGCUUAUUUGAUCAGUGAUAAGAAUCUCACAAGUUUGCAGGCGAAAUAUGACUUUAUUGACCCGAAUCAUGUGUUUGGAAGCGCUUAUCAGCUACAUAUAGGUUUAAUGAAGAAUUCUGGAGAUAGUUUACCCACUCCGGAACAAGAAAUACCCACAUAACUCAAUUUACUCAAACUCAUUUUAUUUAUUAAUCUCUUUGUAUUUUUUAAACCGCCCCUGUAUUAAUAGGAGCGAAGUUAGCCUCAAAUCCAUAUGAAUUAUUUUUUUAUUGUUUUUAAUUAAGAAACUCUUGUAAAUGUAAGAAUUAGUUUGUAAUUGAAUUAUACAUUUUAUCUUAAA